Molecule: messenger RNA, 3594 nt
Organism: Canis lupus familiaris (dog)
Lineage: Eukaryota; Metazoa; Chordata; Mammalia; Carnivora; Canidae
Gene: APMAP
Product: adipocyte plasma membrane associated protein
Exons: 9
Coding region: 69-1316 (415 amino acids)
Biological process (GO): biosynthetic process
Molecular function (GO): strictosidine synthase activity
Source: RefSeq, a predicted model, not a curated record
GCUGGGCCCGCGCGGCUCUCGCUCUGCUGCCCCGGGUCGGCCGUGGGGUCGGCGCUGUUCCUCAGGCCAUGAGCGAGGCGGACGGGCUGCGGCAGCGCCGGCCGCUGCGGCCGCAGAUCGUCACCGACGACGGCCAGGCCCCCGCGGCCAAGGACGGCAGCUCCUUUAGUGGCCGUGUGUUCCUAGUGACCUUCUUGAUGCUGGCUGUCUCUCUCACGGUUCCCCUGCUCGGAGCCAUGCUGCUGCUGGAUUCUCCCAUAGACCCACAGCCUCUCAGCUUCAAAGAACCCCCUCUCUUGCUUGGUGUUCUCCAACCAAAUACGAAGUUACAACAGGCGGAAAGGCUAUUUGAAAAUCAACUUAUUGGACCAGAGUCCAUAGCAAAUAUUGGGGAUGUGAUGUUUACUGGUACAGCAGAUGGCCGGCUUGUAAAACUUGAAAAUGGUGAAGUAGAGACCAUCGCCCGGUUUGGUUCAGGCCCAUGCAAAACCCGAGAUGAUGAGCCUGCUUGUGGGAGGCUCCUGGGUAUCCGGGCGGGACCCAAUGGAACCCUAUUUGUGGCUGAUGCAUAUAAGGGACUAUUUGAAGUAAAUCCUUGGAAACGUGAAGUGAAACUGCUCGUCUCCUCUGAGAUACCCAUUGAGGGGAGGAAAAUGUCCUUUGUGAAUGAUCUUACAAUCACUCAGGAUGGGAAGAAGAUUUAUUUUACGGAUUCUAGCAGCAAAUGGCAGAGACGAGAUUAUCUGCUUCUGGUUAUGGAGGGAACGGAUGAUGGGCGUCUGCUAGAGUAUGACAUGGAGACCAAGGAAGUGAAGGUUUUACUGGACCAGUUGCGGUUCCCUAAUGGAGUGCAGCUUUCUCCUGAAGAGGACUUUGUCCUGGUGGCUGAGACGACAAUGGCGAGGAUAAGAAGAUUCUACGUGUCAGGCCUGAUGAAGGGAGGGGCUGAUCUGUUCGUGGAGAACCUGCCUGGAUUUCCAGACAACAUCAGACCCAGCAGCUCUGGAGGGUACUGGGUCGGCAUGGCAACCAUUCGCUCCAACCCUGGGUUUUCUAUGUUGGAUUUCUUAUCUGAGAGACCCUAUAUUAAAAGAAUGAUUUUUAAGCUGUUUAGUCAGGAGACUGUGAUGAAGUUUGUACCACGGUACAGCCUCGUACUAGAACUCAGCAACAGCGGGGCCUUCCGGAGAAGCUUGCACGAUCCCACUGGGCAGGUGGCCUCCUACGUCAGCGAAGUGCACGAGUACAACGGGCACCUAUACCUGGGCUCCUUCAGGGCCCCCUUCCUCUGCAGACUCAGCCUCCAGUCUGUCUAGCAGCCUUGACCAUGGCUGUGCCAGGAGUCCUCACACUGGGCACCACUCUUGGUCCAGGAGAUACCAUGCACACAGCCCUUUCUACCUGCACCUGUUGGUCCUUGGAAGUGGAUGGUGAGACCCUGUGGAUAUCUGGGCUCCUAUAGGAUACCCCUCACUUGGGUUGGAUAUUGCAUUUAGAUGGAAGCAUAAUAUGCCACAAGGAUAAUAAGUACAUGUUAAACCAUUUUCCCUUUAAAAAAAAAUCUAAGUACAGUGAUUCUCUAGGACUUAGGAGACUCCAUGCACUUAUAAUAGGCCUCAGGGUUUGGUAAAUAGAGCAGUAGAUGAGAUGUCCAGGGAUUUUGUUUUUGCUACUGGCCUGUCCUGCCAUCCUCAGUAUCUUUACUAUAAAAUGGGGUAAUACUGGUCUUUGGGGGGAGUGGCACAGUAAGGGCAAGGAGAGCUCAGUGCAGAAAUGUGUCUAGGCCAGUGGGUGGAGCUGUGCAAGUGAUAGAGCUGUAUUCUCCAGAGUUAUGUGGGACAUGGACAUUCCCUUCCGUAGCUCAUACCCUCCAGCUUACUCCAGUUCAGCCCCACUUUGAACCAGAGGGUUUUCAAGACUCCUGAGUCCCUAUCAACCAUUUAAAGGCAAGGACCUGAGUAAGUGCAUAGAAGCAUGUUGAUUGGGACGCCUGGGUGAUUGAGCGUCUGCCUUCUGCUCAGGGUGUGAUCCCAGGGUCCUGGAUCGAGUCCUUCUUUGGGCUCCCUGCAUGGAGCCUGCUUCUCCCUCUGCCUGUGUCUCUGUCUCUCUCUCUGUGUCUCGAAUGAAUGAAUGAAUGAAUGAAUGAAUGAAUAAAUAAAUAAAUAAAUAAAUAAAUAAAUAAAUAAAAUCUUAAAAAAAAAAACAAAGAAGCAUGUUGAUCCCAUCAGCUCAGAGAGGACCUGCCGGACUUCUCUCUGUUGAACAAUCUACCACCCAGCAGCUGGGUACUACAGGGCAGAAUCUAGGGGAGUCCUGUUGACACACCUUUGCUCUUUACCUCUAGACCAACAGGUGAACGGUUCAUAUGUUAAUGUCAUUUGCUAGAGUGUCACAAGCUUGAAGUUGCUGUAUUUUCUGAUAAGUAUGUCUACACACUGGUCCUAAUUUUGUCAGGGGACUCAUAUAAUAAUGAUAAUUAAAUUGACUUGGUCAUUACCCUCUUUGGAUGGUGUUGCCUGUAAUGUAAUUAUAUUAAUUGUGACUGGAGUUUGAUUCCAUUGAGGGCUGAUAUGAGAGGAUCAUUUUGACCAGGACUUUGCUUAGGGACAAGCAGUUCAGUCCAUCUGGCUUGCUCAGGGUCCCUCACAGGGCAGCCACCUCUGGCCAUCACCUCCUGGCAGUGCUCGCCCUUGGGCAAGUUGAUACUAUAUUGUGUUCCUGUUCCAGCCUACAGAAUGGGGCUGGUAUCUGUUCCUCUCUGUCCUGGGUGUUUGUGAGAGCCCAGAAGACCCUGUGUCUGGAAUGGUUUUCAGUUACUUGAUAAGGAAAUAUUUUACGUAGGUAAUGAUACUACAGUUGGGAGAAGAUUGAUAGCUGUGGUAACAUCUGCAUUGUGUGUGUCAGGUUGCACUGGCUGGCAGCAUCCCCUCUGCUUCCUUUCCCAACAGUGGCCAUCCCCCUCCCCCGUGCUGAUCUGGCCUCAUUUUAGGGGAAAGAGUCGGGAUCUGGAAGUUGGCUCAUUUUGUUGUUUUGCCUGCUCAGGGAUGCCUUUAUUUUGCAGUAGCAGUAGGACAGACUCAGAUCAGCUUCAGUCCAGUUGAUGUGACCCAGAAUGUAUUAGGUGGAUGACUCAAUGUUACUUAUGUUACUUUAGAGGAAAAAAAGUUGAGUAUAGAUUAUUAAAUACUUUUUAAUAGAUAAUGGUGCAACCCAUUUAUUAGCUGUCCAGGAAUAAGGUAAAACCUGAUCAUUUUGUCAUAAAAAACGAUUUAAAGUGUGUGGAGCAUAUAUAAGUUGACUUUUUGAUUGAGAACAAAGUGCUUUGCUUUUAGUGCUUGCUUUUUACCAAUGCAAAGAAGCUGGUAAGUUGCUUUUCACAGUGUUCAGCAAAGGAGUCUUGAUUUUUACUUAGAUGUUGAUUUUCUGUCUCAGUGUCAUUUCCUAUGUUUUAUCUGGUAAUUUGCCAUGGUGAGGGGCAAAGUAUAGCCUUAUUAGGUUUAAAUAUGUGAUAUGCUUUUGUUGUAAACAUCAUGCAGAUUUGUUCUAAUGUGAAUUACUAACAUGCUUUUAAAAUUAAAUCAAGUGAUUCAUUCA